Messenger RNA from Seriola dumerili (greater amberjack), 601 nucleotides. RefSeq names its product histone H2B 1/2-like. Bases 17 to 388 code for a protein of 123 amino acids. NCBI's taxonomy places the organism in Eukaryota, Metazoa, Chordata, Actinopteri, Carangiformes, Carangidae. Gene Ontology annotation, molecular function: DNA binding; protein heterodimerization activity; structural constituent of chromatin. The record is from RefSeq and is a predicted model, not a curated record. Gene Ontology annotation, cellular component: nucleosome. The transcript has a single exon.
GCAUCCAUAUCUAACCAUGCCUGAUCCCGUGAAAGCACCGAAGAAGGGCUCCAAGAAAGCCGUCUCUAAGAGCGUCUCUAAGACCGGCAAGAAGAAGAGGAAGACCAGGAAGGAAAGCUACGCCAUCUACGUGUACAAGGUGCUGAAGCAGGUCCACCCCGACACCGGCAUCUCCUCCAAGGCCAUGAGCAUCAUGAACUCCUUCGUGACCGACAUCUUUGAGCGCAUCGCCGGGGAGUCUUCCCGCCUGGCUCAGUACAACAAACGCUCCACCAUCACCUCCAGGGAGAUCCAGACCGCCGUCCGCCUCCUGCUGCCCGGGGAGCUGGCCAAACACGCCGUGUCUGAGGGCACCAAGGCCGUGACCAAGUACACCAGCUCCAAGUAAAGCCGCUGUUGAUACCAACUACAUAAAGGCCCUUUUCAGGGCCACACACUGAUUCAACUAAGAGAACAAUUCCUCCGAAUUAUAACAAACGAAUCCAUUUGUUUUGUGAUAAACACCCUAAAAGCUUCAUUUUAAUGAUUUAGACCCAUAUAAUGUCACUGUUGCCCCAUUCCCCGGGUGUGUUAUAGAGAAGCACCAGGCCUCUAAAGUUUU